Messenger RNA from Chondrus crispus (carragheen), 1624 nucleotides. RefSeq lists its product as hypothetical. The transcript is spliced from 2 exons. Gene Ontology annotation, molecular function: protein binding. NCBI's taxonomy places the organism in Eukaryota, Rhodophyta, Florideophyceae, Gigartinales, Gigartinaceae. The coding region runs from base 1 to 1398 and encodes 465 amino acids. Gene Ontology annotation, biological process: autophagy. Gene Ontology annotation, cellular component: intracellular membrane-bounded organelle. The record is from RefSeq and is a predicted model, not a curated record.
AUGCAUGCAGGUCACACGCCCCAGCCGGCUGGCAGUGAAACCACGGCGUCGUCCGGCCUGCUUGCCAGCAAAGAAGGCGACACUUUACGCCGCCUAGACCGCGGAAAAUACGUCCCCCUCGACCGCUCGGUGUCUUUGGUGCGCUCCACCAUCAGCAUCGCUUUUUCUCACGACGGCAGGUAUUUUGCUUCUACUCAUGGCGAUCAUUCCGUCAAGGUCUUCCGCUACCCCUCAGGAGAGCAAAUCGCAUGCCUCGAUGGCCACCCGUGCACCCCGUGGACCGUUCGUUUCCAUCCAAAAGAUUCCUCCAUCCUAGCCUCGGGCUGCUUGGGUUGCGAGUGUCGCGUCUGGGACGUUUCUCAAGGCGAAUGCAUCAGGAAGCACACUUUUGCUUCCAGCAUUUCUUGUGUCAGUUUCAAUCCAGACGGCAGCUUGCUCGCUAUUACGUCAGGUAGCAACUUGCUGCUUUGGAACUAUAUGGAGGCCGCGCCGAACAACUCUCGCUCCACGAGCUCCGCUAUCGACGACAUCCGCGGCCCGGGGGUUCCUCGAAAAUUGCUUGGCGGUGUGAACCCUUUUCACAUGGUCGACUUUCAUCCGUCAGGCACCAUGCUCAUGACGGGAGAGAAGAAUAGGUCUCCCCCGCCACCGACGGGCGCCCCGUCUAAUCAAGAGGAGCAGUUCACUCUCAAGCUCGUUAUCCACCGCUUUGAUCGUCGCAUUGUGAAGAAAUUUGAUGAUCCUGUGCUAGAGGUUCCUCGUGCGGUGGCGUACAAUGAUGCAGGCAUCCAUUUUUCUCCCUGCGGUACCAUGCUGGCGGCUUGCAUACCCGUGCACGAGCAUAGCGAUUCCUUUAAGAUUGCGGUCAUGUCACUUGUCAAGCGCAAUCAGAUCAAGAUCGGCACGGUCAUGUACGAGACGGCUCUGGAUAGAGGGCAUGUCACUGCUUUGACCAAUCUCAAGUUCUCAUCCACGUCACAUCACUUGCUGGCCGGCUUUUCGUUUCGGCCGAAGAAUCCAGUCCUUCGUGGGCACGCAGAACACUAUGAUCAGACAGCUGGACGGGGUGCCGAUGGUGGCAUGCGCCGUCCUAAUCAAGUAGGCGUAGUAGAUAUAUACAAUGUGAGUGAGAAGUUUGAAAUGAUCCGAAGCUUGCGCGCAGACAUGGAUCUCACAGAAGGUCAAGAAGGGGGGGCUGAGGAUGAGAUUAACGUGGCAGUAUUUGCGCCUGUGUUUGGCAUUGCGGACGGAGUUGUGUACGGUACUCAAAAGGGACGUAUCCGCGUGUUUCAGCAGGCUACUGGUGCUGAUAUGGAGGCAGAGCCUUUAGACGAAGACGUGGCAAUCCCAUAUGGUGCGCUUCUUUUCCCAAUCCGCAAUGGAAAGCGAUUCCCUUGACACGUUCAUCCAUGAAACACCUUUCUGCGGAGACAACAGGAUGCUUGACUGCGUAAUUCUGCUAAACCGCUGGCUCUUCAUCACCUUUGCAGCAGCUGUUGGGCCGCUUCUUCACAUGUUUGGGAAUCACUCUUAGUCUUAUUUCACCUUGUACGGGACAGGACAGCGCAAGACUGAGCUGAUGUAACAUGUCCUUGUUACACGUCAACAUACCCAACUUUGGGAA